Messenger RNA from Rhodofomes roseus, 2268 nucleotides. RefSeq lists its product as uncharacterized. Lineage: Eukaryota; Fungi; Basidiomycota; Agaricomycetes; Polyporales; Fomitopsidaceae. The record is from RefSeq and is a predicted model, not a curated record. Bases 1 to 2268 code for a protein of 755 amino acids. The transcript has 12 exons.
AUGUCAUCAGUUCGGAACGUCACUCGUAGUCGCAUAGGUCAGCAAUCAAGGGUCGACCUAGUUGACACUGAGGGCCGGAAUCAACCCGACGACACUCAGAUCGACGAGGCUGACGAUGAACAGUGCACUUCACAACGUCCCACUCGUCUAGCCUCUCAGGCCGCUCCAAAGGCGUGGGCUAGUAUGGUGCCGAAGAAGAGAGCCGGCAGCACAAAUGGGGGGAAGGCAACUCAGCCGCAGCCACGGAAGAAGGUGGAGAAGGUUGGAAACACCGACGAGAUCCAAAGUCGCGUCAAGGUUCAAGAGAAGCGCAAGAGAGCAGACUCAGCAAGCGUGAAGAGCGCGAAGGAUCUUGCCAGUGAAAAAACGGCGGCGCCGCGCUUGAAGAGUACCAACAGUGAGAUAGAGCGACGACCACAGCAGAAGAAGGCGAAGGUCGGCAACUUGCGGCCUGCAAACUUCAAUGAGAACGCGCCAUCGAACAAGAGACCUCCCAGAGCUGCAGUGAUCAACGACGCGUCGGACUCUGACUCGCCCUCGCCACCGCCGCCACCGCCACGACCCCGCACUUCUCGAUCAUCCCAGGCGACCCGAAGUCAAUUGCAACCCAGUGCCGCUGCAACUCGCGGCAUUGAGGACGGACUGGAUGACGAUGGUGAGGUUGUGGAUCAUGAUGAAGCCGAGUACGAGCAGGAGGGCGAGCUUGAGGGUGAUGAGGAGGCCGAGUCGCGCGAACAAUGCGUCGACUUUGAAGCAGAGCGUGUAACUAUCACGGGGUCCAGCAACUCUCGGUCGACGACCGCGCGCGAAGCGCCCGACUCGGCGGACGAUGUGCCGAGCCCUCGACCUCCCCGCUUCCGCUCGAAGAGCUCACGCUCGUCGAGUGUCGUGUCCUACUACAACUCGGAGCCACCGGCGACUGAUGACGACUUCCUCAUGCACGGAGCAGACGUCGAUGAAGAUGAGGCGCAAGCCGCUCACUCUGAUUACGACCGGGUGUAUGAUGAACCAGUCGCCUACAGCUCGGAUCCUGCAAUCGGCGGUGACGCGGACGAUCUCGAUGAAGAUGAGAUCCCGGAGGUCGUCUCGCGUGGGCAACGGCAGGUGCGCAAACGUUACCGCGCGGUCAAGUUGCACGACAUAUCUGACCCGAAGUUACACGUUCAGCUAACACAGAAGCAGCAAGACAAGUUGAAGUCUGAGAUGCCUGAAAUUCGCCGUGCCACUCAGGGCACUGCGAAGACAAAGAAGACAAAGAAGCAGGCGCAGACUCACCACUCGGGCUCGGCCUCCGUCAGCAGCAAGAUGCACGACAAUAUCAAAUGGCUGCCACGGUCGAAUAUCACGGUUAUCAAGCUCCCGAAGAGCACAAAGAUGGGGAAGAAAGCUCAAGACGGAGAGGUCCAGCAAGUCAUGUCCCACGCCUACACCCUUGGUGAGCAGAUGAUGGUAUUUGGCCGAGCAGAGGACCGCGAGCUCGACAUCACCAUUGACGCCCUCAACACCAUGGUCACGCCAAUGGACAAGAUUGGCCUUGAUCGUAUCGCAUACGAUGCCCUUGUCCAAUCGGCAGACACGCUCGGGUACGGCGGUGAGGGGGACAUCGCUCACCGCCUGGAAGAUGGGUCGUUUGAAGACUACACUAGACCGCUUAUGACGGAUGUUGCUCGUCGAGUGUCCAUGGCUCGGACGGGCAUUCGAAAAGCAAUCGCUUUCGUUGUUGAACACGAGUUCAAGCUCACGAUCAAGUCCGGCAACGUUCCCGCAGUGCCCGACAAGAUGGAGCUCCUCAAGGAGAUGAACUACAUAUAUCCGUGGACUCCAACAGGGGGUUUUGAUGGGCGCGCACCUUAUGAAAGCGAGAUGAUCAAGUCGGUCAUACGCUCCGGAUUCUUUACUAAUGCGGUGUAUCUCGGAAUCGGGCUGCAGAGCGUCGUGCUCUGCCCGUCUUCGUUGGCAAGCAAACCAUCAGAGUACGAGGUACCCCGAGAAUUGGUCUCCCUUGCCAUGACAGCUGUCGAGUCUGUCAUACACGAACAUAGCCUUCGUCUUGGCAAGGCACUUGAGUUCGGAGCUGCUAGCGCACCCGCGUACCGAGAGCACAUGGUGCGACUCGCUGAUUUCCGCCAGCAGAAGCCGAAGCGCUAUCAUCGCGUCAUGCACAAUAUAUUCAAAGCCGUAACAACGGGUCAUGCUCUGCAUUCGGGUACACACGGCGGCAGCACAAGCAUGAACUGGGAUAACAUACCCGAUGACGACUCGGAGUAG